AUGUUUGCUUGGAAGGACUCUUGGCUCGCCAAAGGCCGCACGGCCUUCUCCAUGUGUUCCGGCGUUGGAACUGCAGAGGCAGCAAGGGCUGUCCUGGCCAAGACAGUUGGCAGCGACCCUGUACAUGAGCACCCCUUCGAAAUGGAUAUGCGUACAGAAAUCAACCCGGCAUGCCACCAGAUAUUGCUGGACAACCACGCGUGGUGCAACGAAGCAUGUGGCAGGUCGGAUCCUUUGCCACAUAUGUUUGGUGAUACCCUGGACCUGACCUCAGCACGAUUUGCAGCUUCACACUGCUACGCCCAAAAGCGGCGCAGAGUGCUGGGAGCAGCUAUGAUGCCAGUAACGAAGUGCAAGUCCCACAAAAGUUUGCUUGGCUGCCCACUGCCGGAUGCUCACUUCGGAUGCAGCGGCCUGCCGUGCACUGAUAUGUCAGCAGCUGGACUGCGCCAGAAGAAGGAGGGACCUACAAAUGCGGUGUACAUGAGCCAUGGCAGGUUUGUUGAGGCAAGGAGGGAACUUGACAUGGACAUGGCGCAGGACGUCCACCCGCAGUAUGACUUGUACCAGCUCUUUCUUGACCCCUCUGACACAGGACACGGAGGGGCAGCGCGCCCAAGGACCUAUGUGAUAGCGUCCAGAAUUGGGAAAACCUCUUGCAAGCAAGAUCCCUUUGACCUUCUGGAGGCAGUCAGGAGAGUUACUAGGCGCACCCAAACGGUCCCUGGCGAUUACUGUUUGGCCGACACGUUCGAAGUGAACCUUGAGGCUAUGCAUGUAGCCAACCAGCGAAAUUUGGAAUGGAGUCCCGGAGGCGAAAAUGAGGAGCUCGACCUAAGGUCAUUGCUGCUGAAGCGCGAACAAGAUGCUUUGAACUACUACGAGGACAUGUAUUUGGCUCGGUUCCAGAGGCCGGCAGCCAUGGACAGGAACCUGAUGGUGUAUUUAGGGGACAAUCCCUGGUCACGUCCCUGUUGGAGCGCCUGUAGUGGCGCCAUACCCACGCUCAGGGUGGGCUCGCGGUCUGGAAAGAUGUGGAUACCAGCUCUGCGCCGGUGGUUGGUCAGCCGGGAAAAACUUGCGGCCAUGGGAUGGCCCAUCACCCGGCAGGCAGCCCAGGCGAUGAUGUGUCCGGAAGUUCCUGUUCGUGACAUCAUGAGAAGUGCGCAGCUGGCGGGGGCUGCGAUGCACUUUAACACCGUGGCCUUGGCCCAGAUGCUGGCGUUGUCAUGUUUCGGCCCGCUGGACUUGUAG
Symbiodinium pilosum is the source of this 1254-nucleotide messenger RNA. The record is from the annotation of a GenBank genome assembly. Lineage: Eukaryota; Dinophyceae; Suessiales; Symbiodiniaceae.